Pelobates cultripes (western spadefoot toad) is the source of this 14545-nucleotide messenger RNA. The record is from the annotation of a GenBank genome assembly. NCBI's taxonomy places the organism in Eukaryota, Metazoa, Chordata, Amphibia, Anura, Pelobatidae.
AUGGUGCAGGGUCCCUUGGAAAGACACUGUGCCAUGAUCCUGUGUGUCAGGGCUCUGGGUGGAGGUAAGAACCGACCUGGGGAGACCAAAGGGGAGAAUGAUAUUCACAUGGUGCAGGUCCCAGGUAACACACUGACUGCCAUGAUCCUGUGUGUCAGUUAUUCACUAAACUGUGAGUUUAAAUGGAAUUUCACAUUUAAAGUCAAACUGGUAACAUUCUCUAAGUCAGCUUUCAGUGUAGCUGCUCUGACCUUAAAGGGACACUAUAGUCACCAGAACAACUACAGCUUAUUGAAUUUGUUCUGGUGAGUAGAAUCUUUCCCUUCAGGUUUUUUGCUGUAAACACUGUCUUUUCAGAGAAAAUGCAGUGUUUACAUUACAGCCUAGGGAUAACUUCACUGGCCACUCCUCAGAUGGCUGUUAGAGAUCCUUCCUAGGUCAUCAUGGCUGCCUAAAAUGCAUCCAAACAUUCAGUGUCUCCUCCCUCUGCAUGCAGACACUGAACCUUCCUCUUAGAGAUAUAUUGAUUCAAUUCAUCUCUAUGUGAAGAUGCUGAUUGGCCAGGGCUGUGUUUGACUUGUGUUGGCUCUGUCCCCUUCAGUCUCAGCCAAUCCUAUGGGGAAGUAUUGUGAUUGGUUUAGAACAACACUUCUGAUGAUGUCAGCAGGCAGCUUGCAGAUCUGAGGCAGACAGGUGUUCAGGCUUGAAUACAAGUAAGAUUUUCUAUCUUUAGGGAGGCAACAGAAGGCCAGUGGGGCUAGCUGGUGGUUUUUAACACUAUAGGGUCAGAAAUAUGUCUGUGUUCCUGACCUUAUAGUGCUCCUUUAAAUUUAAAUGUCACAUCAGAUUCUCACAUUGUGUAACCACUCUGUAUUCCUUCAAGCUAUUCUGACAUCAUCAGUAUGUAUAUAUGUGAAAUUAUUACCCCAUUAUCAUUUAUCAUUAUUAUUUAAUAUAAGAAAUAGGCAAUUUAUCAUUUUAUUUAUUAUGCCUUAAUGCAUUAGAAUGAUAAUACCAUAAAAGUUCCCUUCCUAAAGCUCGUGCUUACCAAACAGUAAAUUGGCUAAAAUGUAUCAGCGGAUGCUCAUACUCCUUAUUACUUCCAAAAGGAGCUUUAAGCCAAUCCCACAGACUGCCGACCCAUUCAGGUUCCGAAUAUGUAGUUCUGCUUUUAAGAGCAAUUACGCUCCCACUCCCACAUUACGCCCCACGGUAAAAUGUCAAACCGCCUUGAUACGAUUUGACAACAUACCGAGAGAAGUCAGUCGACAAUUUUAGUGAUUCAGUUCCUGCAUCAGUUUAUUUUGUUCUAAAACAAAAUCCUCAUUCUGCUGGAUAGGUCAGAUAUUGUUCAGGACUCCGGCAAGUUGUCAAAUCAUUCUAAAACAAUUUGACAGACUACUCUGGAAGGACGCCAGGGCACCCUUGGCACUAUAACCACUAUCUAUAAUUGUAAAGCUCUGUGGAAUAUGUUAGUGCAAUAUAAAUAUAAUAACAUACCUCAUUUUAUACUCUAAAAUUCAAGCUAAAUCAAACUUCUAUCAAGGGUAUUUAACCUGUCUCAAAAUGCAAAUAGGUUAGGGAAUAUAUUACAAAUCAAAUUAUUAUUUAUUUAUUUUUUAACAGUUGCCCUGUCUAGGCCUUCUCUCCAAUGCAUGGGUUUGCAUAAUCGGACACUGCAACAUAGGUAAAUAUGGAGUGUUACUAUGUAAUUUUCUUUCUUUCUUUUUUUUUUUUUUAUUGUUCAUUAAAAAAGUACUUAGAGUUGGUUCUCGGACCAGUAUAUUGCAUUAAUCAUGUUUCAAAAAGGUUAAAAUGUGAAUAUGAAUUCUACUUGACCAACACACUAAGGUACAUCAAUGUGGCCCUAUUGUCCAAAGCAUUUGUUUUAUAUAUGGCCUUUUAUGUGACUCUACAUAUGCUUAAUUGUUUCUUGCAGUUCUCUUCCUAAGACAUCUUUAUCUGAACCCCCUUGGCCAGAAACCAAGCUUCCAGACCCCAUUGAAGAAGCAGAACAGCACAAAGGUUGGUUUUUAAAUUUCUUACAGUCUCCUGCUGGAGUUACCAAAUUUGCAAUCUGUUAAUGUAAAGGGAUCGCUUAACCUAUCAUGCUUGGUAAAAUGUAUGCUCUAUACAUUUGUGUACUCCAGCUGAAUACAUCCGUGAAGAAUCUCCCAAGUGCCGUAGUGAUUAUAAGUGUGAAUAUAGCUCCCAAUCCCCCAAACUUGAGCCUAGACUUCAUGAAGGGGUAAGAUGAUCUGUUUAAUCCAGGCUCAAUGGCCCGCUUUUAUGCAGUACAAGGACACAGAAAACACGCCCAUGACACUUCCACACAAAACAGGGUAAUCCCUCCCCGUGCCUGGGAGAUAAUAUAUGACUUGGAAAUCCCGAACCCCUGAAUCAAUCUGGGUUUUUUUUUUGGGGGGGGGGGUUUUUUUUUUUUUGGAUAUGUUGGGCCCACAGAUCGGGGCUAUCAUGGUAUGUGACUUUUGUGGGGUUUCCAUGUGUUUUGGGGGUACUUUUGGGUUAUUGUAAAAUGUGUUUUCUGUGCCUAGAGAUAAUUGAGUUUAGUACAGUUUCUGACUCAGUUAUCUGACAGGCACAGGGGAGGGAUUAUCCUGUUUUGUGUGGGAGUGUUCUGGACCUGGAGUGGGGAAUGCCCCUGGAAUAUGUUAUGGAAAACUCCUUGCAUGGGGACUUGCAUUUAAGGCCAGUUGUGGCUGCCAUUAAACAGUUCUCCUUCACCCUCAACAUAGAGCCUAGUGUCAUUCUUGGAGGGAACAACUAUAUUAACUCUGGGGAUUGCUAUAAUCACUAUACCUCCAUGGAUUAUUAUCACUAGCUCUUGUAAGAGCUAUACUUUCUGGAGUAGGAGAGGUCUACCCAUUGGAAGCUGGAUCCCGGUCUUGGAUCCAGGGUGGGUGGAGGACAGCGAGACCCCAACCAAGCUGUCAUGCUGGCUGCGCGGAUGCCGGUGGUUAUGUAGUCUGGUGAAGUGCUUAGAAGUACUGGGUGAUACUAGGAAGCAUCGAUUGGCGGAGGCACCCAGUUGGGGUUCCAGGCGGUCCGUCACAACAUUGUGCUAGCAAACGUAUAGGUUGGGAGAAAAGAAAUGCUUCAAAAUGGGUAUUUCUCCAUCCUGUCUGUGAGUUUUUUUCAGCAUAGUCUCUGUGCUGAAGAAUCAAGUGACAAGGAGAGUAGCCGAGUACUCCCACAGGUGGUCCUUCUGCUCUACAAGCACAGCUCAUGCACACAUCCCCAUGGAAGCAUCCCAAGCAGGGCAAUUCAAAGAAGAGAGUGGGCGAAGUGCAGCCAGGCCACUGUAGUGAAGGAAGGUGUUACAGAAGAAUUACAUCCAUGAAAGUGAGACAGUGGGCACUGGAUCAGAGGUUCAUUAAUAUCUAAAACUUCUACAUUUAAUUCAUCAUGUAUCUCUGUGAUUUAUGGGGGAUUUAUAUUAACAUUAGAACUUGUCAGGUGUGAUAACUUCCCCUGUCCCUGAUUAGAGUACUGCUCCCCCACAUUUGUAAUAAAAAUAAAAUAAUGGUUUUACUAACCUUUUUCUAGCGCCCAGACUCCCUUGACUUCUUGGCUCUCCACCUCCCACAACAUCAUUGAGGAGUCAUGGCCUCCUCCAGCGAUGGUCCAGUCCAUCCAAUCUUCAUAGAGGAGCAUUGGGGACCCGAUGCACAUGCACGACUGGUCCUGCGUGCUCAUCUGAUGCUUCUCAUGGAAAAACACUGAAUCAAUGCUUUCCCAUGAACUACUGUGUUACAUGCAAUGGAAACUCCUCUGGAAUACGGGCACUAGUGGUAUGUUUAACCCUGCAAUGUAAGCAUUGAUGUUUCUACAAAACUGCAAUGUGUUACAUUGCAGGGUUCAAAAUGACAAGAUCACUGCGCCCAGAUCACUUCAUUGGAAUAAAGUGGUCUGGGUGCUUACAGUGUCCCUUUUAAUGUGCAUGUUGGAUGAAAAAAAACAGCUGACUAUGUUUUCACUAUCUGUUUUAAACAUAAUGCAACCAGGAAGCAUGUGUAGUAUGCCAAAUUAUGCAUUGCUCCUCCUCCCCAAAAAAAAAUAAAUCUGCAGUGAUUGUUCAUUUUCUGUCAAUUUAUUUUAUACAAUAUGUGUAAUUCUGACUUUGACCCAAGACAGAGUGAUCAUGUAACUUUUGCUUGAAGGAACACCUCCCUUUACAAAACAACUACAUCUCAGUAAUGUUGCUUUGGGGUUUAGAGUCUCUGGGUGAUGUCUUAUCUUAGUGGGACACUCCAUACCCCUAACGAACUUUAGCUUGCCUUGCUGAAAUGCUUUAUGUGUGAAGAAUGUGUCCUUUUUUUUAUUUUUUUUUUAUUUACUUCUUGGUUUGGUUAUCUCAGUGAAGACAUACUCAGAAAAUGGCAAUUGCCCAGAGCAACUGCCUUGCAUGUACUUUUAAUUGAGCUGCAUUGGGAAGUCUGCGAUUGGACAGCCACAGAAAGUAUGGGCGGGGUUAGAAGGGGAGGGCUUGCAAAGGCUGCAGCCAAGAAAACUGCAGCUUUUGCAUUCUGUUUUAGAUAUACUCUGAAUGAACAAAAAUAAAAAUACAUUAUAAAAUGCAUGUUUUCACAUAUCUACUUGGGUAGUGGAGUGUCCCUUAAAAGUGUUAAACAGUUGGGUCCCCAGGGGUCCCCUCUCCUCUGCUCGGAUGUCAUACAAAAGAGUACUUGUUGACUUGUGUGCUAGUGAUUAUCUAUGAACAUCAGCUGAUGCCCUCAGCCUAUCCCUGCCAGCCAAGUACAGUGUGUACAGUUACUCUCAAUCGGUAGCCAGUCACUAGUGCAGCUGGUCCGCAAAGCUUCUCAUCGAUUGGGAAAGAAAGGUUUGCAGUAGCUGCUGAUAAUAAAUCUGCAACUCUUGCAAGCUAAUAUUUCAUAUAUUCCCAAAGAAAACAUGCAGAAAGAAUUACAAGCAUGAUUUCUUUGGAGUUAUCUCUGCUAAUAUAAAGAAGUGUUUUCCUUAAACCAAAUUGGGAAAUGAAUAAUGGAUUUUACCUGCUUAUAUAAAUGUGUGUGUGUGUAUAUAUAUAUUUCUUUUCUAAUAGAACUUUUGAAGAAAAUAAACAAUCUAAUAGCCACAGGACAAUGUGGUAGACUUUUUGCCGUGAUAUAUUUUUCGAACAGACAAUGGAAAGUAACCAACGAGGACCUGAUUUCACUAGACUGCGCGGUAGAAGCCCAAUGUGGUGACCGAAUCCGCUUAGAAAAGGUGAGGAUUUCGCUACCUACCUGAAUGAAACCUUGAUAUCAAAUAGCUGAUUGGUUCUACUUCAUUCACCUUCCACAAAACGAGUGGACCGCAAAGUAGACGUUUAACCUAUUCUUUAUUUUAUGGAGAUUCUAAUCAAGUCAUGUUUACAUUAUCUUCUUCCUCCAAUAUUUUAGGGCAGCAGAGUGGUUAUAGUGUCUAGAGUCCCCUGGCACCAUCCAUUUAGUAAUUCACCAUUAAACAGUUUUUAUUGGUUUAAGGCUAGAUGACCGUCUUUAGCAGCCUUCUCCCUCUGUGCUGCUUGGGCUAAUGAGGAAGCACUAGCAUGAGCAGCAGCGGGUGGUUGUGAUUGGCUGAAGGUGACUACUACAGAUUGUUGGUGUCAGUUGAUAGGUGAGUGUUCUCUUUGCCAUACUUACAGUGGCUGUCAGGCUCUAGGUGGCCAGGGACCCUUUUUAUUGUUAAACUGAUUGAAAAUGUUUAACACUGAAUGGAAGGACAACAGGGACUAUAACCACUUCGCUGGGAUGAAAGAGCUAUAUUGUACCUUUUAAUGUUUCUUUCUUCUGAUGUCUUAUGUGUGUGCCGCUCGGUGUCUAUGGAGCUAUUGCACACAGUGAUCAGCACUGCUGUUUGGUAUAUGUAUUCAUGCAAUUUAAGCAGGUCAGCGGUUUUAAACAAAAUAAGACACUGGGGGGUUGCCGGCUAAGGGCUAUUCUUCCUGACAUCACCCCAUUCCUAUGUUGAUAGUAGAGAAAAGAAAACAAGUAACAUAAAUGUAAAAAAUUUAAUAAUUUUCUGCCAUAGCCCAGCAACCGAAAUGGUAGGCAGCUCCUCACAAACUGAAAUAGCUCUGUACGUAGUGAGCAUAAUACUGCACUGAAAACCUUCUGCCUAUUGAUUCAGCUGGUGCAUGGCGCCCCCUUUGGGCAUCACCACUCAAACACAAGAAAAAAAUAACAGGACCUUGCUAAUAUAGCACCCUGGGAAUUUCGCACUAUACUGUUACAGCACAUGGGGCUUAUUAGCCACAGAGGCGUCUAAUGUUGAAGCCCCUAUAAUGAAAUAAACAUGUGUUUUUAUAGAGGGCACAGGGUCAGCAUCUGUGGACCUCCUGCAGAUUAUGGAGCACAGAUACCUCUUUUUCCCUAAGUUAAAGAUGGUCCUGACUUAUAUGUCUGUCUGCUUCUUUCUAGACAGCUCAAUCAGUGUGUUCUAAAAUAGAAGGGGUGGGGGGCAGAAUAAACCAUAAAUGAAAAGACACCAUGAAUAAUAUAAGGCACAUUCUUCAAGGAAACGUUAAAGUGAUACUAUAGUGCUAGGAAUACAAAGUUGUUGUAUUCCCCCCGCACUGUAAGAGUUAAUAAACCCUCAUUGUACUUACCCGAUUCCAGCACCGCUCUCCCUAGGUGCUCUGCCUCCUCUGACUUCACCUUACUUCAUUGCUGCAAUGCUUUCCUACGAGGAUUUUAAUCACGCUGGAUGUCCUCAUGCAAAGUGUGAGGAUGUCCAGCAUCGGAUGACCAAAAGUCACCUAAAAAGCUGAUUGACAGUCACUGGCAGGGUUAUAACAUUCAGGCAAUUACAUUCUUCUUCUAGAACAAUUUCAAAAUGUGUAGAUUGUUUGUGUUGUGAUGGGCUAAGCAGUAUAAUUUAUAUUUAAAAUGAUUCAUGUGCUCCUUAUUGGAUUAACCUUCAAGAUGCCAGAUAGGUAAACAAUGAUUUCAAUCAUCCCAUGAAAUACCAAUCAGAACAGCUAGACAUCUGUUACAAAGAACUUUCUAUUGUUAAUUCCUGUGAAAAUAUCUCUGCUUGGUAGAAUGUCCGAGUACACGGAACGUAGUUAUAUAUAGCUGCUUAUCUGGAAGCUUGGGAGAGCAAUUUUCCAUUCUUGACUUUGUGUGGUGUUACAAUAACCUCCUGCUUCUUGUACGUUUUUCAGGGCAAGUGUGAAGGGAAAGUGUCCCCCCACCCCCUCACCCUGUUAAAAUUAAUUCUCCAGUCCAAUCCCUUUGCAGAAUCUCAAGUUCUUUUGAGAAAUGCAAGUUGACAGGUGACGAGGAGGAAGGGAACAUGGCUUAAACGUUUAACCCCACUUUUGUCUGUAGGUAUCAGCGUUAUGGCUCCUGUGAGGCCUAUGGCACAGUGACAUGGACGAAUUGUCCACUUAUUAUAUCUGAAUUGUAAACACCAAUGGCUAGUUGGCAAGUGUUAAUUAUGAGCCCUGUGUAUAUGUAUUAUAUCUGUCAUAGUUUGCCUGGGAUUAGUGGGAGUUACACUCCUGGGGAGCAGUUAUCACCAGUUUAAUUCAGCUCAUUCCUGAGUUUAUAUAGUGGCAGAAAAUAAACGGUCUUGUACAGGGGCGGACUGAGAACCCUCAGGGCCCCCGGGCAAAAUAAAUCAAGGGCCCCCUUACAGGCCCCACCCAUACUCUGCAGCAAGCGCUACCCUUGUCCCGCCUCCAGCCACACCCUACACAAUCUUUAGACACAAGGAACAAAAGUGCAAUAAGCCCUUCGAGGCCCAAGUAGACUACAAUUGAGGGCUAAUAGGCUUGGAAGGGGGUCUUUCUAACAGAGGCCAUCUCAGCGUCCAUUAGAUAGCCCCUGCUGGAAACAGUCGCCUCCAGGCCCCAGUAGAGACUACAAUUGAGGGCUAAUGGGCCAUGGAGGGGAUUUCUAGCAGAGGCUAUCUCAGUGUCCUUUAGAGAGUGUGUUAUAAAGAAUCUCCUCCAGGCCCCAUUAGAGACUACAAUGGAGUCUAAUGGGGCCUGGAAGGUGGUCUCUCCAACACUCUGGUUCCUAUUCACAAUAUAGCAACACAACAUAGCUCGCUGAUAUCUAGGCCAAGUUGGCUCCUCUUACCUUAAUUACUGUUGCUGGCUGGCAGUCUGUGGGCUUGCUGGCUGCGGCUGGCAGGCUGUGGGCUUGCUGGCUGCGGCUGGCAGGCUGUGGGCUUGCUGGCUGCUGCCGGCAGGCUGUGGGCUUGCUGGCUACUGCCGGCAGGCUGUGGGCUUGCUGGCUACUGCCGGCAGGCUGUGGGCUUGCUGGCUACUGCCGGCAGGCUGUGGGCUUGCUGUCUGCGGCUGGCAGGCUGCGGCUUGCUGGCUACUGCCGGCAGGCUGUGGGCUUGCUGUCUGCGGCUGGCAGGCUGCGGCUUGCUGCCUGCGGCUGGCAGGCUGCGGCUUGCUGCCUGCGGCUGGCAGGCUGCAGCUUGCUGGCUGCGACUGGCAGGCUGUGGGCUUGCUGGCUGUAAGCCUGUGGCUUGCUGUAGGCCUGUAUGCUGGCUACUGGCCUGUGGGCUGGCUAACUGGCUGGCUGGCCGGCCUGUGGGUUGGCUGGCUGGCCGGCCUGUGGGCUGGCUGGCUACUGGGGCACUUGUAGAUUAUUUAAAGAAAUAAUCCAUGCACAAUAACCACUACUGCUCCAGAGUAAGUAGUCAAACCGUUUAAGAACAGUUUGACAACUUACCUGGGGUCUGCUGGGAUAUGGGGCUGUAGUAGGGAAUAGGAGCAGUGGUGCAAUGUGUGUGAAAGGUUCAGUGUGUGUGUGGGGUGUAGUGUGUGAAUGUGUAGGGUGUGUGGGCUGUGUACGUGUGUGGCAAUGUUAGUAUGGGGGGCUGUGUAUGGGGGUCUAUGUGUAUAUGGGUGGGCAGUGUGUGUGAGGCAAUGUGUGUAAAUGUGUAUGGUGUGUAUGGGGGCAGUGUGUGAAUUUGUAUGGUGUGUGUGGGGGCAGUGUGUUUAUGGGGCUAGAGUUCACUCUCACCACUGCGACCACCAGGAAUCCCUGGGGGUCACAGUGUUGAGAGUGAACUCAAGCCCGUAGCUCCAGGGCUAGAGUUGACUCUUGCAAGAGCGGUAACGUUGCCAUGGUAACCGCGGCAACGCUCUGUGCUCGCGCAAGAAGGAGCCAGAGGAGCUGCAGGGUGAGCUCCCAGGUCCUCUCUUCCUCCCUCCCCUGCCCGCACGGUGCCUGCGGACAGGGUGGGGGGGGGGGAAUUGCCCCGUUGCCCCCCUGGAUCCACCAGUGAUAUAUACAGCCCUUCUGUGUGCCUUUUUGUCUCCACCCAUCCCUCUGUAUGUUUCUUUCUCCCCCCUCCUUCCCAGUCUCUCUUACCCCUCUGCCUCUUUCUCCCUCUCUUCCACUGUUUUUCUCCCCCCUUUGCCUGUCUCUCUCUCCCCCACAUCUCUCUUCCUCUUUGUCUCUUUCUCCCCACUCCCCAUCUUUCUCCCCCUGUGUCUCAUUCUUCCUCUUUGUCUCUUUCUCCCCACUCCCCAUCUUUCUCCCCCUGUGUCUCAUUCUUCCCUCUCUUUCUCCCCCUCCCCCAACUCUCUAUUCCCCCUCUUUCUCCCCCUGUGUCUCAUUCUUCCCUCUCUGUCUCCCCAUCUCUCUAUUCCCCGUGUCUCAUUCUUCCCUCUCUGUCUCUUUCUCCCCCUCCCCAUCUCUCUAUUCCCCCUCUUUCUCCCCGUGUCUCAUUCUUCCCUCUCUGUCUCUGUCUCCCCCUGUGUCUCAUUCUUCCCUCUCUUUCUCCCCCCUCCCCAUCUCUCUAUUCCCCCUCUUUCUCCCCGUGUCUCAUUCUUCCCUCUUGUCUCUGUUCUGUGUCUCAUUCUUCCCUCUCUUUCUCCCCAUCUCUUUAUUGCCCCCCCUUUCUCCCCAUCUGUUUAUUGCCCCCUCUUUCUACCCCUCCCCAUCUCUCUAUUCCCCCUCUUUCUCCCCCCUCCCCAUCUCUCUAUUUCCCCUCUUUCUCCUCCCUCCCCAUCUCUCUAUUCCCCCUCUUUCUCCCCCUCUUUCUCCUCCCUCCCAUCCUCUCUGUUCCCCCCUCUUCCCCCCCCCUCCCCAUCUCUCGCAUUUACCCCUCUUUCUCCUCCCUCCCCAUCCUCUCUGUUUCCCCUCUUCCCCCAUCUCUCUGUUCCUCCCUCCCCAUCUCUCUGUUUCCCCUCUUUCCCCAUAUCUCUGUUCCUCCCCUCCCCCAUCUCUCUGUUUCCCCUCUUCCCCCCAUAUCUCUGUUUCCCUCUGCUUUCUCCUCCUCCCCACAUCUCUCUAUUGCCCCCCUCUUUCUCAGGUCUGGGGGCGGCCACUUCUUCGCGCUGGGCCGCCCGGUUGGGUGGCAGCCUCGCCGGUCCGGCGGCAUUCCUCUCACUAACGCUGAAGGAGGAGGCGGAGCAUGUCUCUCUGUCAUGCUCCUUUGCGGUUCCCACAUCCUGUGCUGGGAAUUGUGGGAACCGCAGGGAGCAUGACAGAGAGACAUGCUCCGCCUCCUCCUUCAGCGUUAGUGAGAGGAAUGCCGCCGGACCGGCGAGGCUGCCACCCGGUCCGGCGGCUCCAGCAUGAAACGGCCGGCCCCCUCACAGUGUGCCACCGGACCGGCCACCCGGUGGCACCUUCCUCUGAAGUCCCCAUAUGCCGCCCCCAAUCCAGCCCUGCCGCCGGGCCCCCCUCCCGGCCGGGCCCUCGGACCAUGUCCGAAGUGCCCGACCGGUCAGUCCGCCCCUGGUCUUGUAUUACCUUCUCACAUCAUACUUGCACCCUUUGUCUUUGAGACCUUUCUGCACAUGUUGUAUUGUUACUUCUCUGGUCAAGUUGUUUUUCUGCUGAUUCGUGCAAUGUUACAAAGUUAUACUUAGAAUAAUAAAGUUCCAUGGCCAAACAGCAAUAACAUGGAAUACUGAUUAACCUUUUCAGAAAGGAGUCUAGAACAGAUUACUCUGUCUGGCCUUUUGGCUGUUAAAUUGUUAAACUCUAUUUUGUCUUAUGUACAACAGAACAGAUUUGUUUUUUCUUUCCAUCUAAGUCUAUAAAUAAAACAACUCUCUUUAUUUUUCUGGUUUGUUUGUUUUAAAGGUACUGCUUGUUGGCAGCGAGGAUUUUACACUCAUUGGAAAACCUCUGCUUGGGUAAGGAAAUUCCUCUCCUCACACGAUGAUAUGAGCAUAUGCAGACGUUGAAAUAAUGAGACUUUUCUGCUGCUUAAUUUUAAGAAUGCAAACAAAUUCAGAAGCACCCCUAUUGUGAUCUCUUAAAAGGCCUUCUAAUUGGGAAUUAUUCUGGGCAAUGCACUGAAAUGUCUAGCAGCCAGGUUUAUGAAACAUAUCACAAAGAGGCAUGUAUAUCCCUGAAUGAGUGUGUUCUCUCCUUAAUCUACUUGAAAAUGGUUCUUUUAGUAUACCUGUCUUGGUACACAUAACUUAAGUCAGAGCAUGCAAUUUAAUGUUUUGUACUGUGUUGUCAUGCUUUCAUAACUUCUAGCAAAUGUUUCAUAUAAAAAAAAACAAAAAACCCCAACCUUUUAAUCACCUGUCAUUUAACGUUCUGUAAAAAAGUGCGGCCAAAAGAAUAGCAUCUGUGCUGAAGACUGAUAGUAGCAGGAGAACCUUCAUGCAGACCGCUGUCCUGCUCCCUUUCCCAGCAACUACAGCACAUGUGCAGUAGUUGAUGUGAUUAUUCUUCUGGUGAUCAUGUCGCACUCUUUGCCAUAAUAUUGGACUAGAGUGAGUGAGUAAGAUGUUAAACCAUUUUAACACAGUUUGAUAAUUUGACUGGUUUUUGCCUGCCUCCCACAGCCACUGGUCCUCUCCAUAGGACACAGCUGGACCAUGCAGGCGCUGAGUGAUCUCAGCCAAUGAGCAUGGUCAUGCAUCGGCUGUACUUUACCUUAUGGAGGCAUCCAAAUUCUCCUGCUGGAGAGGACCAGGUUCAGUGCUGGCACCCGUUGAAACCAGAUAAGUUAUCAAACUAUGCUAAAAUGGUCCGACCUCUUACUGUGGGAUGGCACAACUGCACUCCUGGCAUGGUAAACAAUGCAGCAUGCUCUCAUUGUUAUAUUUCUCAUAGUUCAUAUAUUGUGUUAUUACUUAUUUAACUAAUAUAUAUUUGUGAGGUAUAAAAAUAAAACUAUCGAAUUCCACACCUUAUUGUCCAGCAAAUGAACGCUUCCUUCUUAGCUCUCUGUCAGUGGUUGCUGUAAUCUUUUAUUUGUACGUGGCAGUCAGUAUAUAGGCAAAGCAUCCGGAGGAGUGGAGAAAUUAAACAUUGUUCCUAUUACUCCUCCUAAUUUCCAGUAUUUGUCCUGGCUUUGCCUUCUCUGAACCUGAUUGUGAUGUCGUUUUUUUAAACCUUCUUGUAAAUUGUAAGAGAGAAGUGACAAUUCCCCCAUUGUGUUUGUGAGAUAUUGUUUUUUUGCUGUGAUAAAUGUAACAAGACUCUAACAUUUGGCCUCAGGGGAUUGUAGAGUAGGAGGAAAAGGAAAGUUUUCAAUAGAAAUCAAAUUUCAUAAAGAGAAAAACUUGGUGUAUAGAAUUGGUGUGCUACAAACAUUACUAAUGUUACAGAGCUGCAGUUCCCGUGAUGCUUUGAAAUCCUUGAAUUUGGUAAAGCAUAUGAGUUGUAGUUGUACAUCAGUUAGGAAUCUUACUGAUAUACCACCCAUGAUAUAGAAUAAAGAGUAUUCUCCAAAUAAUUAUCAUGGAGUAUACUUCACAUGUGAAAGGAACAUUUUAUGAAAAAGGCGUCCUGCAAUAAAACCUCACAUUGAUAAUGGCCAAAUGCACACCCCAACUAGGCUGCUAUGUUAGCUAUUCACGUUUAUUUUAACCUCCAUAUGCUUUGUUCUAAUUAUUGCAGGAAAGACUUGGUGAGCGUUGAAGCUACAGUGAUAGAGAAAACUGAAUCACAGCCAAAGAUAAUCAUGAAGUUUUGGAGAAGACAUGGAUAUCAAAGGAAGAAAUGUAUGUUUUAAAGGACUGUGGGGAGGUUGCCCUAUGUUUGUAACUGUGGUUUUAGCUUGCGUCCAGUACUUAUAAAUCCCUCCCUCUGCCAAACGGCGCUUCUAUAGCCUGGUCACACACAACACUGGGUUGUGAACUUAGCAUUUUGAAGUCCCGUGCUGAGAGGUAAAUAAGGACAUUAACACAAAGACAAAUACUUACCCAUCUGCCUGGGUGUUCUCUUGACUGCAGUUCAGCUCGUAGGCUAGUGCUGUCAGUGACUGAGCUGCGUAUAUACUCUAAGAGGGAGGACAUCUCUUAGCGAGCAAUAACAACUUCUGCUCCUUUUGAAAUUACUCCCCUUAUAGCCCUGCCUAGACUUUCUGUGGUUGUCCAAUUACAGAUUUCCUAAUGCAGCUCAAUGAGAAGUCUUUGCAAGGCAGGUGCCCUGGGCAAUUGCUGCCUCUUUAAUUUAGCUCCACCAUGCUGAUCAAACCAGGAAGUAACAGGACCUGUUGUCUGAUUGAAAGUCAGGGUGGUGUAAUAGGUUAAUUUAUAAAAGUGCCAAUGUCUACUGAAAUCUAUACAUUUUGUAAAAUGAAAAAAAGACAAACUCUUCACUUAUAAAGCACUUCACCAAGCUGGGCUACUUUAGGGUUUCUGAGUAUCACUUUAAGUGUUCCAUUAAUCAAAUCCAAAUGGUAUAUCUGUUUCAAAUUCAUCAAAAUAUCACAUUCCAUAAAAUGUGUGUAAAUUCACAAAGAAAAUCCAUUCAAAUUUCACAAUACAUCUAUUAUAGAUAAUUAGGCUUGCAAGCUGCAGACAGCUGUUAGUACGCAGGUAGAUAAGAGAACAUUAAAGGGACCUGCAUCACUCUGAGACAACUGUUAGCUUUGAAUUAGCUUUUUCAUCAUAUUUACCUGCUUCCUCUUUCUUAUGCUUUCCACAAAAGUAAGUGCAUUGGACAUGCCUGGCAGAUUUACACAUGUGCAGUUGAGGAGAAGAAAAUGAGUCUUCUGAUCAGUGUGAUCAUGCAGAGCAUGUGUUGGUUUAUCUCUCCUGCUGCUUCACAAUAAUGCCCUGUUUAUGUCCGUAGUGGACUGGUCUGUGAGGGUGGGGGAAGGCUGAAUAAAGUCCCCUAGCUGAGAGUUGUGCCCAAAAAUUCACUCUGAGCAAGUUUAUAGUAAAUAUAUAAACAUUUAUUACAUUCUUUUCAAAGUUUGUCUUGGUUUAUUUCGGUUUGUGUAUUUGUUUAAAAGUGUUUGUUUGCUGUUAGGUGACGCGUGUCCCUUUUUACGUAAAUAAAACUAUGCCGUGGAACAGUUGAAUACACAGACAUGUCUUUCUCCUAGCCGGGUCAACAAUGAUCACACAUAUUGUGACAGCUUCAAGUUAAAAUUGAAAACAAGUAAUCUAACAAUAUGGAUAUAUAACAAUCUGUAAUAUGGUCGUACUAGUGCCAAUAUUAUUGAUACAGUCUCAAAGCCCUACAACUAGUCUGGAAGCUGACAAUGCUCUUUUCUUUUUGCAGGGAGUGUGACGCCGCAGACUGUCCUGAGGAUAAACACUAUUGAACUUGCUCCUGCUUUAUCUUAA